AUGAGUAAAGAGGUGAAGACAAAUGUUCCGGAGUCUUUUCUGAAGAAACAGAAGAGAGCUGAAGAAUGGUCUUUGGCUAAAAAUCAAGAAUUUGAAGCCGCCAAGAAGAAAAGGGCUGAGAACCGUAAGCUGAUUUACAGCAGGGCUAAGCAGUAUUCUCAGGAAUACGAGGAACAGGAAAAGGAAUUGAUUAGUUUGAAGCGUGAGGCUAAGCUUAAAGGUGGAUUUUAUGUUGAUCCAGAGGCUAAGCUCUUGUUCAUUAUUCGUAUUCGUGGUAUUAAUGCCAUGGACCCAAAAACAAGGAAAAUCUUGCAACUAUUUCGAUUGCGUCAGGUUUUUAACGGGGUUUUCCUCAAAGUUAACAAAGCUACAUUGAACAUGUUGCACAGGGUUGAGCCAUAUGUGACUUAUGGGUACCCUAAUUUGAAGAGUGUUAGGGAACUCAUUUACAAGAGAGGUUAUGGAAAGCUAGACAGGCAGAGAACUCCUCUCACUGACAACUCAAUCAUUGAGCAGGGUCUGGGAAAGCAUGGAAUCAUAUGCAUUGAAGAUCUUAUCCAUGAGAUUUUGACUGUUGGACCCCAUUUCAAGGAGGCAAACAACUUCCUAUGGCCAUUCAAGCUCAAGGCUCCUUUGGGUGGCUUGAAGAAGAAGAGGAACCACUAUGUUGAAGGAGGUGAUGCUGGAAACCGUGAGAAUUACAUCAAUGAGCUCAUCAGGAGAAUGAAUUAG
This is a messenger RNA of Vicia faba (fava bean), 732 nucleotides long. The record is from the annotation of a GenBank genome assembly. Lineage: Eukaryota; Viridiplantae; Streptophyta; Magnoliopsida; Fabales; Fabaceae.